This is a messenger RNA of Artibeus jamaicensis (Jamaican fruit-eating bat), 4523 nucleotides long. It is a transcript of the gene BNC1, whose product is annotated as basonuclin 1. The record is from RefSeq and is a predicted model, not a curated record. The coding region runs from base 65 to 2956 and encodes 963 amino acids. Gene Ontology annotation, cellular component: nucleus. Gene Ontology annotation, biological process: regulation of transcription by RNA polymerase I. Lineage: Eukaryota; Metazoa; Chordata; Mammalia; Chiroptera; Phyllostomidae. The transcript is spliced from 5 exons.
CCGAGCCGGGGCGGACGCGGGCCGGGGACACGCGCGGGUAGCCGGGCUCCGCGGCGGCCACAGGAUGGCCGAGGCUAUUGGCUGUACUCUGAACUGCAGUUGCCAGCGCUUCAAACCAGGGAAAAUAAACCACCGUCAGUGUGAGCAGUGCAGACACGGUUGGGUGGCCCACGCCCUGAGUAAGCUGAGGAUCCCCCCAAUGUACCCGACGAGCCAGGUGGAGAUCGUCCAGUCCAACGUGGUGUUCGACAUCAGCAGCCUCAUGCUGUACGGGACCCAGGCCAUCCCCGUCCGCCUGAAAAUCCUCCUGGACCGGCUCUUCAGUGUGCUGAAGCAGGACGAGGUCCUCCAGAUCCUGCACGCCCUGGACUGGACCCUUCAGGAUUACAUCCGCGGCUAUGUGCUACAGGACGCGUCGGGGAAGGUGCUGGAUCACUGGAGCAUCAUGACCGGCGAGGAGGAGGUGGCUACCCUGCAGCAGUUCCUGCGUUUCGGGGAGACCAAGUCCAUUGUGGAGCUCAUGGCGGUGCAGGAGAAGGAGGAGCCGGCCGUGCUCAUCCCGCCCCCCACGGCCAACGUGGACAUCAGGGCUUUCAUCGAGAGCUGCGGCCACAGGGGCGCUGGCCUCCCCGCAGCCACCGGGGACAAGGGAAGCCCCAGCAGCGUGCACCCCUUCGAGAGCCUCAUCAACAACGUGACUUUCAUGCUGCCGUUCCAGUUCUUCAACCCCGCGCCGCCCGCACUGUUGGGGUCGCUGCCCGAGCAGUACGCCUUGGAGCAGGGUCAGGACCCGAGUCGGGACCCCAGACCGGAGAUGCACGGGGCCUUCCCGGACAGCGGCUUCCUGACUUCCGGCUCCGCGCCCUUUCAGGUCGAGAAAGAGCAGUGUCUGGGCUGUCCCGAGGCCCUUACCAGCAAGGAAGACGGCGCCCAUUUAAGCGACACCAGCUCCUACAACAUCGUCACCAAGCUGGAGAGGCCGCAGCUGUCCCCCGAGGCCAAAGCGAAGCCCGACAGGAACAGCCUCAGCUCGAAGAAGGGCCGGGUGUUCUGCACGGCCUGCGAGAAGACCUUCUACGACAAAGGCACCCUCAAGAUCCACUACAACGCCGUGCACCUGAAGAUCAAGCACAAGUGCACCAUCGAGGGGUGCAACAUGGUGUUCAGCUCCCUGAGGAGCCGGAACCGCCACAGCGCCAACCCCAACCCCCGGCUGCACAUGCCCAUGAACAGGAACAACAGGGACAAGGACCUCAGGAACAGCCUGAGCCUGGCCGGCUCUGAGAACUGCAAGCGCGCGGGGUUCACGGCAACGUCUCCGGGCCGCAGGCCGCUCCCCGGCUGCCCCGGGGCAGGCGAGGAUGCCAGGGGCCAAGCGGCCUUCCCGGGCGUCGGGCAGAACGGCGUGCUGUUCCCCAACCUGAAGACAGUGCAGCCGGUCCUCCCCUUCUACCGCAGCCCGGCCACCCCCGCGGAGCUGGCCAACACGCCCGGGCUGCUGCCUUCUCUCCCCCUGCUGUCUUCCUCCAUCUCUGAACAGCUGGUUUCCGGCGAAAUGCCAUUCGAUGCCCUGCCCAAGAAGAAGUCCCGGAAGUCCAGCAUGCCCAUCAAAAUAGAGAAGGAGACGGUGGAAAUAGCUAGCGAGAAGAGGCACACACUCAGCUCGGACGAAGACAUGCCCCUGCAGGUGGUCAGUGAGGAUGAGCCGGAGGCCUACAGUCCUCGGCCGGACAGGGGGCUGGAGGAGCAGCCAUCGGGACGCUUCGGGAAGCCCCUCCCCGAGGGGCAGAGGGCCUGCCACCUCCCGUUGGUGAUCGAGCCCAGGGGAGCCAUCAGCGGAAGCCCUGGGCGGGCCACACAAGACUCAGAGAGGGAGAUGGAACAGCAGCCGGAGCUGCCCACGGUGCCCAGGGAGGCGGAGGGCGGCGGCCGGGACCUCCACCUCCCACCCGGCAUGGAGCCCUGCGUCCCCUUCCCAGACUACGUCAGCCUGCAGCAGCGCCUGCUGGCUGGCGGGCUCUUCAGUGCCCUGUCCCCCCGAGGAGCGGCCUUCCCUUGUUUCGAAGACGCCAAGGACCUGGAGCACCCGGGCCCACACACGUCCGCGAGGCAGAGGGAAGACAGCCGCCACCAGUGUGGCAUCUGCCAGAAGACCUUCAAGAACGCUUGCGGCGUGAAGAUGCACCACAAGCACAUGCACGCCAAGGAGACGCACGCGUGCACGGUGGAGGGCUGCACAGCCACCUUCCCUUCCCUCAGGAGCAGGGACAGACACAGCUCAAACCUAAACCUGCACCAGAAAGUACUGCCCCAAGAAACCGUGGAGAGCAGCGAAGAGCAUUUCCGGGCCGCGUACCUCCUCAAGGAGGUGGCAAAGGACGCCUACCAGGACGUGGCCUUCGCCCAGCAGGCCUCCCAGACGUCCGUCAUCUUCAAGGGAACCAGUCGGAUGGGCAGCCUGGUGUACCCCAUGGCCCAAGUGCACGGCGCCGGCCCGGAGAGCUACCCCUCGGGGCCGCCCAGCGAGGGCGCCGUCCUGGACUUGAGCACGACCUCGAGCAUGAGGUCGGAGAGCAGCAGCCAGUCCUCCUGGGACUCCGACGGGGCCAGCGAGGAAGGCACCGUGCUGAUGGACGACAGCGACGGCACCUGCGACGGUCCCAGCCUCGGCCCCGGGGAGGACGAGUACCCCAUCUGUGUCCUGAUGGACAAGGCCGACCAGGGCCUCGCCGGCCUGCCCUCCGGGCUGCCCAUCACGUGUCACCUCUGCCAAAAGACGUACAGUAACAGAGGGACCUUCAGGGCCCACUACAAAACCGUGCACCUCCGUCAGCUGCACAAGUGCAAAGUUCCGGGCUGCAACACCAUGUUCUCGUCCGUGCGCAGCCGGAACCGGCACAGCCAGAACCCCAACCUGCACAAGAGCCUGGUGUCCUCUCCCAGUCACCUGCAGUGACGUGAGCGGAGACGCACAUGUCAGGUGUCAGGAGGAGCUGCCCACAGGUCCCGUCGCUAGCUUUAUUUGAAAGGUGUUUGAGUGGACUGUCUGUUCUUCCAUCGCAGGACGGGGCGGAAGACAAGCCCUGGGGGACGCCGACCAGGGCGCUGCCCCUCCUAUCGAGUUUCUUAACCCAAAGGUAUUUUCAGUAACGUGACGAAAACUCGAGGAAACAUGGCACAUCCUCUGGGUGGUGGCCAGGCCUGCUGAUCCAUCCAGGGCAGGGGCCCUCGGGCCUGGGGGGGGCCGUUUUGCUUGGCAUGAGGCUUUGCAGGAGUAAGGAUCCGCUGAGUGACCUGGCGUGGGAAGCAGGCUGUUGCCAAGGGUAACGAGCCAGCCCCAAAGAAUCCACGAUUUAGUUCCUGCUUUAAGGACUCUGAAAUGCAGACUUCAGUUUGGGAGUGUGGCUGUUGGAGACAGUCCCUCGUUUGGGGUGGAAAAUUGCUCCCCCCCCCCAACCCCGCCCAUGGAGGUCUCAUGCAGUAUGUCAGGGGGCCCUCAGGGGAAGCGUGUCGGCUUCCGGCGCCACAGAAACGCAAGCGUUGCCAGGGGUGUUAGUUCUCGCCCUGGGCCACGCAUUCCAGAAGCUAGUGGGGGAAGAUGGUGCACUUAAGAAGAGUGGUUUUCGAUUUAAUUUAAAAUAACGUGGCUAAUAUUUAAUUUGUGUUUAUAGUAUGUGAGCAUGUGGGGUAAGUGCAGACAGGUCACCGUGUGACCUUCUGGGCCUCGUUCGAGAGCAGCGCGGGCGACAACCUAACCUGUAAAACAAAACUGCUGACUGUGUCGCACCUGGUGAAGUUCAGAGUCCGACCCCCAUGGGCCCCGGGGUGGGGGGAGGCGGGGAAUGAACUCGGCAGGACUCUGGCGGGGACUGUCCGUGUGUAUCCUGCCCCCGCAGGGAGACAACGGCGUGGUUCUGAGGACCGUUGUCCACUCUCGAUGUCACCGGACCCCUCGGUCUUCACCCUUCAAAACCGUGUGAGAUGAGAAUGAACUGCCAGAUUUACCCAGUAGAAAGGAAAACCAGGAUGUUCUUGCCACGCUCUGUGUCUUAAUAUUUAACUUAUUCCGAGAUAUAUUCCACAUCACUGCCCACAUUCGCUGCUGUGGAAGGGAAGCCCACCCCAUCCCAUGGAGUGCGGCCGUCCCCUGAAAUCUGGCGCAUACAGAGCUCCGUGCUAGGGAGGAAGAAAUUUCCCUUGCGUUAAGACGUCAAGUGAACCAUCCUUUAAAGUUGCGGUUGGUUUCAGUAAUGAAAAACAUCUUAAAAGAGAAUUGGGGGCCGUAAGAGAGAGGGUCCUGUGGCUGAAAGGUGGAAAGGGGCCAAGAACCUGUUGCUGAUUAUCUCACCUUUAAAAAAAAAAAGACGAAACGUGACAACUGACAACGUGUCUCUGCUUCCGGGGAGACCUACCGUUCACCUCUUGUGUUACCCAGCUGGGCGGUAUCCCUGUCUCUCCAAACCAAAAAAAAUUUGUAUGAGUUUUCUAUGAUUUAAUAAAAGUGUAUGGCAUACGUCUCGUUG